UGAUGUCUUCGAUUCGCAAAAAACUUCUGGUAACAAGAGGGGAUAUCACAAAAUUAGCUGUUGAUGUUAUCGUUAAUGCUGCAAAUUCGUCCCUACUUGGAGGUGGGGGAGUAGAUGGUGCUAUACAUGCUGCAGCUGGUCCAGAAUUAUUAGAAGAAUGUAAACAACUUAAUGGGUGUAAAACUGGCGAAGUUAAGAUGACUAAAGCUUAUAAUAUUAAAGACGUUAAAGCAAUUAUUCACACUGUUGGUCCAAUUAUUAAUUUGGGGGUUAGUGAUUCGGAUAAACAACUUCUCAGUAAUUGCUAUAAGAAUUCGAUGGAUCUGACACAUCAAAAUAAAUUAAAGAGCAUUGCAUUCCCUUGCAUUUCUACUGGUAUUUAUCACUUUCCGAAAGAUGAAGCUUGUCAAAUUGCGUUGACAACUAUUAAGAAUUGGUUCAAAGAAAAUGAAGAUUCUUCAAUUGACAAAAUUAUCUUUUGCGUGUUCAACGAGCAAGACGAGGAAAUUUAUAAGGAAAAUAUUCCUGUUAUUAUUGGAGAAUAA
This is a messenger RNA of Meloidogyne enterolobii, 545 nucleotides long. NCBI's taxonomy places the organism in Eukaryota, Metazoa, Nematoda, Chromadorea, Rhabditida, Meloidogynidae. The record is from the annotation of a GenBank genome assembly.